Molecule: messenger RNA, 453 nt
Organism: Symbiodinium natans
Lineage: Eukaryota; Dinophyceae; Suessiales; Symbiodiniaceae
Source: the annotation of a GenBank genome assembly
AUGUCCCAAGUCUUUGACGGCAACUGCACAGGCAUCUUGAAGCCCAUGCUUGCCAAAGACCAGUUCCUGGCCCCCGAAGUGUUUUUGGCGAACCAGGAGUUGGUGACUCAAUCCUUGUUCGAUUGGAGGGCCAUCCAGGACAAGAGAAUGUCUGAGGAGGCUGCUCGGGAGGUGCGGGACUCUCUUUCGCAGGCACCUCCUCAGCCUCAGGAGCCUUCGUCACCGCCGCCGUCAAAGCCCCCUGUUCCGGUUUGUGCAGUCGAUGUCGCUGAUACGGAAGCCCAUGCUCCAGCUGAUGAGGUGGAGGAGCCAGCUGUCGACAAGACGGCCUCUGUGAAGGCUUUGUUCGAUAAGCUGCUGAUUCCCAGCUCCAUGAUGGACACUCUCACAUCGGUAUCGCUCGAAGCCCUGCAAAAUGUCAUGACCCUGGCCCAGACACGCGCCUGUGCAUAG